Messenger RNA from Elgaria multicarinata webbii, 4280 nucleotides. RefSeq names its product DENN domain containing 2A (gene DENND2A). Gene Ontology annotation, biological process: retrograde transport, endosome to Golgi. The record is from RefSeq and is a predicted model, not a curated record. The transcript is spliced from 20 exons. Bases 111 to 3473 code for a protein of 1120 amino acids. Gene Ontology annotation, cellular component: actin cytoskeleton. NCBI's taxonomy places the organism in Eukaryota, Metazoa, Chordata, Lepidosauria, Squamata, Anguidae.
UGCAGCAGCCGCCGCCGUUGCCGGGCUGAGGCUGGAGUUUCCCAAGAUGAGAACGGAAGGCAGAUGGGGGGCAGCCCGGAGACUGCCGUCGAGCAAGGUGGACUGCAGCCAUGCCAGGUGCUGACACAAUGACAGCGAGCGCAGUCACCGAUGUGAGCAUCAAGCCUAUAACCAGUGUUUGCAAAACUAUUGAGAGGAUCAAGCUUGCGAGUCUAAAUAAUACAUCCACAGAGACGGCAUUUCGGUGUGGGCCUUCAAAGAGGAAGGGCUGGGAGAGUGUUGCCAUCACGCCUGAGCUGGUACAUCAAAGAGAGCCACCUGCUGUGGAAAAGACCACCCUGAAAGCACUGGAGAACUUGAUGUUGGACCCACGGCUGGAUUAUUUUCAGCAGAACAUGUUCAGUCCCAAGAUGAUCAUUGGUGACUCAUCUGUAGAUCUCAACAUCCGGGAAAGUGGCAGGAUCAUCAGGAAGCAGAUGGGAGGUGCUCAGAACCUUCGAGCUGUUGGAAAAGUCAGUUUGAAAAAUAAGCCUUUGAGUAUCAAGGACAAGAUUUCGGAGUGGGAAGGGAAAAAGGAAACACUGUCCCCUGUCUCCACCUGCAAGGAGGAAGAUCAAGGAGUUAGAGAGGAGCUCAGUUCAUUUUUAGGUACAGUGGAGAAGAUGAGCAGAGAAAAUGCAGUGGAGAAGAUGAGCAGGGAGAAUGCAGUGACCACAAGGGAAAUAGAUACCAAGAGGCUUCUAAACCGGCAGCUGGAAUGUAAAGGGGCAAGCAAAGAGAAUGAGAGGAGGGCAGGGGCUCUGAAAAGUGCCGGGCAGCUGGCAGAGAGAAAAGCAGACUUGAGGUUAAGGGAGGAAGAGCCUAAUUCCAAUGUUGGCAAAGGCACUGAGUCGAAGGACGGUAAGAAAGAUGUCCAGAAGGAGAAUGUGUCUGUCCUGAGUCAGGUCAAGAAGCUGGAGCAGGCCUUGAAGGGAGGUUCAGUUGAGCUCCAGCCACAAUUACCUGGUACUUACUAUUCCCCGCACUGCCUGCAAGAGAAAACCGAGGAGGGGCAGAGCCUCCCCGAAGGCCAGGAAAGCAUCGGUAGGCCAGAGCUCAGUAAGCGCCUCCUCAGCCUGGACUCUGAAGCCAGCGAGCCGAUCUUUGGGACUCUGGAGGAGGUGAAAGCGCCUCGGGCGAAAUGCAAGCCCGGCAACGAGGAAAACGUGUAUACGGAGCCAGGAUUGCCGGAGAAGAAACCUUUUAUCAAUCCGCUCCCUAAGCCCCGGCGGACUUUCAAACACGAGGGUGAGGAGGGAUGGGUUCCGCCCGUUCGGAAUAAGAGGAACUUGCCCCCUCUGCCUUCUAUUCCACCCCCUCCUCUCCCUUCCUCACCUCCUCCAUCGGCUGUUAGCAGGAGACUGAGGAAUGGGAAGCACAAGGCUAAUGCCGAUCACAGGAAGUCUUAUGAGUUUGAAGACCUGUUGCAGUCCUCUUCUGAGAACGGCCGGGUGGAUUGGUAUGCUCAGACCAAGCUGGCCCUCACACGCACUUUAUCAGAGGAAAAUGUCUAUGAAGAUAUUCUAGAUCCGCCAGCAAAAGAGAACCCCUAUGAAGAUAUUGAGACAAAUAGUCGUUGCCUGGGGAAGAAAUGUGUCCUGAACUUUCCAGCGUCUCCUUCAUCUUCAGUUCCUGGCACACCCACAAAGCUGCUCUCCAAGCCCAUUUUCUUCCGGCAAAACUCAGAACGGCGGAGUUUCAAGUUAUUAGACAUACGGAAAUCAAAUCGGGAUGGAACGUGUUCUCCUUCCAAAAUCAGCCCCCCUUCCACCCCUAGCAGCCCUGAUGAUACUUUCUUUUCCUUGGGUGAUUCUCAGAAUGGCAAGAGGAGGAGAAAAAUUCCUAAGCUGGUGUUGAAAAUCAAUGCCAUUUAUGAGGCACGAAGAGGGAAGAAGCGAGUCAAGAGGUUGUCGCAGUCCACAGAGAGCAGCUCAGGAAGAGUUACAGAUGAAAAUAGUGAAUCAGACAGUGAUACUGAAGAGAAGCUUAAAGCUCACAGCCAGCGCCUGGUCCAUGUGAAGUCUCGCCUGAAGCAAGCCCCCAGGUACCAAACCUUGGAGAGGGAUCUGAUCGAGUACCAAGAGCGGCAGCUCUUUGAAUACUUUGUCGUGGUGUCACUGCACAAGAAGCAGGCCGGUGCCCCGUACGUCCCUGAAGUCACCCAGCAGUUUCCGUUAAAGCUUGAACGUUCCUUUAAAUUCAUGAGGGAGGCAGAGGACCAGCUAAAGGCUAUUCCUCAGUUUUGCUUCCCUGAUGCGAAAGACUGGACACCCGUCUUACAAUUUACCAGGCAAACUUUCUCGUUUGUCUUGACUAGUGAAGAUGGCAGCCGAAGGUUUGGAUACUGCAGAAGGCUGCUGCCCAGUGGGAAAGGGAAGCGUCUUCCUGAAGUUUACUGCAUUGUGAGCCGCCUCGGAUGUUUCAACCUCUUCUCCAAGAUCUUAUAUGAGGUUGAGAAAAGGCGUGGGAUUUCACCCGCUUUGGUGCAGCCCCUGAUGAGGAGCGUCAUGGAGGCUCCAUUUCCAGCUCUGGGCCGAACUAUCACUAUAAAGAACUUCCUGCCUGGCUCUGGGACAGAGGUGAUAGAGUUGCGUCGGCCACUCGACUCGAGGCUCGAGCACGUGGAUUUUGGGUCCCUGUUCUCCUCGCUAAGCAUCCGGCACUUAAGCAGAGUGUUCGCUUCCCUGUUGCUGGAAAGAAGGGUGAUAUUUAUAGCCGACAAACUCAGCACCUUGUCCAAAUGCUGCCAUGCCAUGGUGGCGCUCCUUUACCCCUUCACGUGGCAGCACACCUACAUCCCUGUGCUUCCGCCUUCGAUGAUUGACAUCGUAUGCUCGCCAACCCCCUUUCUGAUUGGUCUGCUCUCCAGUUCGUUACCCCGCCUCAAGGAGCUGCCCGUGGAAGAGGUCCUCGUCGUUGACCUUGUUAAUAACCGGUUUCUCCGACAGAUGGAAGAUGAAGACUCUAUUUUGCCUCGGAAGUUGCAAGGAGCUUUAGAACACAUCCUGGAGCAGAGGAACGAGCUGGCCAGCGACAAGGAGGAAGGCGCGCUCAACGGGAAGCAGGCCUCGCCAGAGUCCAGCCCCUUGAACGAAGUGGUGUCGGAAGCUUUUGUCCGCUUCUUCGUGGAGAUUGUGGGGCACUAUUCCCUUUUUAUGACUCCCGCGGAGAAGGAAGAGCGGGCCCUGCAGCGGGAGGCCUUCCGGAAGUCGGUCUCGUCAAAGAGCCUUCGGCGGUUCCUGGAGGUCUUCAUGGAGACUCAGAUGUUCGGGGGCUUCAUUCAGGAACGAGAAUUGCGGAAACAGGGAGCCAAAGGUUUAUUUGAGGUACGUGCCCAGGAGUACUUGGAAACUCUUCCCAGUGGAGAGCAGAGUGGAGUCAAUAAAUUCCUGAAAGGACUAGGAAACAGAAUGAAAUUUCUCCAUAAGAAAUAAGACCUCAGAGUGCCACUGUUACGGGGAGCAAGGAUUUUGUUAUUUACAGUUCAACAGAUGUGAAAUGGACCUUUUAUUCUUCCAUUUUAAAAUGGAUUCCCAGUUCGCCUGCUCCAAAGGCGAGGAAGGCCUGGAGGCAGGGCUUGCCUUGGAUUUGUGCUCUGAGAAAAGCUGGCCAGUGGCCUCCUAAACAGCGUUAAGGGGAUCACGAAGACACUGCCAGACCCGGUCUCUGGCCUUCUACAAAGGACAUGCACUGGACAAAGCACUCUCGGGACUCUCUCCAUUAGAGCUUUGCAGACCUUCACGGUGGUUUUUAUUUUUUAGCUAUUAAGUGUUUUUGGACUCUUUCUUAUUUAUAUUGAGGUUAGGAAGAUGAUUAGCCAAUGAGCCCUUGCCCCAGCUCCUCUCCCACGUGGUAGCGAGGCCGUGCGGGGCAGAGGGCUGCAUUAAGCUGGACCGUGAGGUCGUGAUACUGAAAAGACAAGAGGACAGGGGAGAGGGGAAUGAGGGGGGCACGGUGGGCAGAUGCCACGAGGGGACACGAGGCCCACAGAGACGAGCAGGAGGAGAGAGAAGACGCAAAUGAGGGAAGGGGAGGUCAAGGAGGGACCACUGAAGCUGCUCAGAAUUUGCUACCCAUGCAAGCAACCACUAAGUGAUGGGAGAUUUGCUGCCCCUCCUAGACUUCGGGGGACACAUGCGCACCCUUAAGCUAAGACUCUGAUGUGAUGUAAUUAAAAGUGAGUGGUUAUGGAAAAGAAAAUGUGCUUCGUCUUGUAUGAUUUAAGGGAGUUGUUUACGUGC